AUGGCUAGUACUAUGUUAGCUCAAGUAAUAGUAGAUUUUUUUAAACACAAAGUCGUCAGCAGCAUUAUAAUACUGGCAUGUUGGCCUCCCUUAGAUCAAAUAAAGUUCACUCGGGAACUAUCACAGUUUGGGAUGAGCAGUACGUUCUCCUGCGACCCAUCAAUUCUUGACCAUAUACGCCACCACUACUUACAAGGAGUUAUCUACAUGACACACGAACAUGAUGACAUGCCGAUAUUUAAAAAGAUAAAACCGAUACAUUUUAUGAUGAAGUACAAAUGGCUGAUUGUUGGCGAUCACGUUCCUGAUGUGUUGCGUAAGAUUCGAUAUGAUUCUGACGUGGCCUUCCUCGAAUGCAAUUCUGUAAUGAGUAAUGGAACAAGAGAUAUUACAGCUGUUACGUCAGAAGCAGCAACAUCAAUACAUAUCUACGAUGCAUACGUGCACCCUCGAGAUGGAGUUGCCAUUAACGUAUGGGCUCACUGGACUAACAAAUCAGGUUUUGUGCUGACCCAUGACCGAGAGAGAAUACUUAGGAGACUGGAUUUAAAGAGACAUCCCUUGAGAAUUGCAACUCCUGUAGGACAUUAUAGUAGCGAUAAGUACGAUGGAACUUUCGUUGACUUUUUGGAAGACGAGUCUAUCUCUGACCAGGACCCUGGGAUUCGUAGUGGUUACGGCACAUCUAUGCUUCUCACUGAAGUAGUUAAUGCUCAAGAUGUCUUAAUAGAAAACGAGCUAUGGGCGGCCAUGAUCAACAACAACAGUAUGUACGUAAUGCUAUCCAUGGGAGAAGCUGAUCUCUCUGGAGGCAUACUACGGAUCCUUUGGGACAGGACCUUUACACUAGACUAUGUUAUGCCAAUUUGGCCUUUCAGGGUAGGGUUCACGUACUUAGCUGAGCGUGAAAGCAGUAGCAACAUGUACUUGGAGCCAUUCUCUCCAGCAGUCUGGUGGUCCUGUCUCGCUAUGAUGGCUAUUCUCGCACUAGUUGAGAGGGUCACGUCAAAAACGCCGAAGGAGAAAGAUGGUGCCUUCUAUACUGUGCUUACUACGUGGUUGCAGCAAGAUGCCAGUGCGGUUCCAGAAGGUGCUUCAGGUCGAUGGGCAUUCACAGUCCUGUCCGUGAGCGCUAUGUUGGUCCAUGCAUACUACACCUCGGCCAUAGUUUCCGCUCUCAUGAGUACUGGCCGUGGUGGACCUGACUCUCUCAGAGCACUUGGAGACUCGAAGUACGCGAUAGCUUCGGAGGACUACGAUUAUAUGCGAUAUUUGUUCUUUGAUGUGGAAACAACAUGGGACGACUUAGAAUACUUGAAGAAGAAGAAAAUGACAUCAAAGUUCUACCAGGAGUUAGAACGUGGUGUGGAACUAAUACAACAAGGUAGUACUGCCUUCCACAGCGAAUACAAUCAGAUCUAUCCGCACUUCAAAACCUUCAGUGAUGAACAUAUCUGCAAACUGCAGCAUGUUGACACUAUUCCUGAGACAUUAACCUGGAUAACAUCAACGAAAGAUGGUCAGUGGACUGAAGUCUUACGAACAGCUGGAGGUUGGUUACUGGAGACAGGACUAGGGAAGCGUCUGGUAGCGAGAUUGAGGGUACCUCAACCUCCUUGCCGAGCAUCCCUCCUUGCUGAGAGGGUCAAACUAGGUGACAUAGCAUCCUUACUGGUCCUUACUGUAUUUGGUGCUUUGCUCUCAGUUUUCUUACUUGGACUAGAGAUUCUAGUCGCUAAGGCUAAAAAGGCUAGCCUACCCGAAGGUGAAGCAAAAGUAAUCUUAGAAAAUGUUGACGAUAACCUCGAUACUAUUGAAAACUGUAUAUAUAUAGAGUAG
Spodoptera litura is the source of this 1839-nucleotide messenger RNA. Its product is annotated as ionotropic receptor 75a. The record is from RefSeq and is a predicted model, not a curated record. NCBI's taxonomy places the organism in Eukaryota, Metazoa, Arthropoda, Insecta, Lepidoptera, Noctuidae.